This is a messenger RNA of Anopheles merus, 4322 nucleotides long. RefSeq names its product insulin-like growth factor-binding protein complex acid labile subunit. Gene Ontology annotation, molecular function: protein binding. Bases 2593 to 4290 code for a protein of 565 amino acids. The record is from RefSeq and is a predicted model, not a curated record. NCBI's taxonomy places the organism in Eukaryota, Metazoa, Arthropoda, Insecta, Diptera, Culicidae. The transcript has 8 exons.
GUGUUCUCGCCGCGUACGGACGUGCGUCGCGCGCUUUGUGUGUGUCUCGGGAAGGCCGAAUUACGUACGUUGCGUGUUGCGCGUGAAGCUGUCGAGUAUCGAAACGUUUACAGUGCUACAGCAUCCGGCCGACUGGUGCUUAAUAUUAGACCGUGUGGUAGAGUAUCAAAAUAGUUAGUGAUGGGCGAAAUUAAUUCCAUGUUUAUCGCCCGUUAACGCAAACCGUACCAUUGCCGAGCAAACAGAUGAUGAAGUGCAAAAGCGUGUACAACACCUGAACCCAACGACGCGGCAACCGGCGUACGGCAGAUAUAUUGUGCAAGUGUUUGUAGCAGCGCGACAGUGCGACAUUCGUAUUUUUUUGGGGGUUUUAAAUGGUUUCGUUUCGAUCUACAAGCUAUGCGUGUGUGUGUGUGUGUGUGUGUUUGCGACCUCGGCCAUAAGAUAACCGGCGUACCGGAAUUCAUCAAAGCCCGUCCCCCGUUCACCGCAUAAAUCGUUCCCUACACCGGGAGGUCGUUUCAUUCGUAGGUGUUAUCUGUGAUUGUUUGUGUCCGGUUAUCGUGACGUGUGGUGUGCGCAAUAUCCCAUCACCUUCAACUGUUGGCCCCAGACAGAGGCCUACAAAAAAAUGUAACGUACGUACAGAAAAGGGUCAUCUGCGAAACGAAAGCGAAACACCAAACUAAAAUAAAAAAAAAAGUGCACAAGUGAAGGGAACGCAUCGCCUCGUGUUCGGGCCACGUUUUCGAUUAAUCAAUCGAAAGAAAAAUCGAUCGAACGUGAUCUGGUCCAACGAAGGAGGGAAAAAUACAACGUUUUGCAAGGGUGGCUGAGUACCAGACGAUAGGCCCCGGCAGGAGCAUUAUGUUGGACUGUGUCGUCCCCUGCCCGCUGUGGUGCAAAGAAAUUGGCACUGCGUGAUCGAGAACGGGGAAGAAAUUCGUUCCAGUUCCGAAUAAUGGUGACCUCCUCGUUGUGAGGGAGCACAACUAAAGCGAAAAAUUGGAGCAGCCCCGGUGAUAGUGAAGGGCCCAGCAUCGUCGCUCCGGCUCUGCUUCGUGCAAAACAAAAACAAAACCCGGCUAGCAGUUGUUGAAGUAAUACGGUCGUCGGGUUGGUCGAACACACACACACGUGUGCUGCAGCUCAUUGUGUUUUGUUCGGCGGGCGGUAGCGAUUUGUCAAUAUUUUCGCUAUUGGAAUUAGGUUCAAUAAUAAAACGGUGGGGUUUUGAUUUGAAUAGAUCGCGCUUCCCAUUCGCCUCUGUGUGUUCCUUCGUACGUGUUUGUGUAUGAUGUGUAUGUGUGUGUGUAUGUGCUAGUGUCUAUAUGGUGUGGUAUAAGUGAUUGAUCUUCCACCGGCAAGGCGACAGCAGGAGAUCAAAGAUUGGAGAAGAAAAAUCGUCUCCGCUGGAUACGGCUGUAGCGAGGCAAUUUCCCUUGCUUGAGUUUGCUGGAAGGCAAUGUGAGAGUGAAAGUGAAAAAUUCGCGUUCCUUCGCUGUGGAAAGAAAAAAAAAAGAAGUUCAAUAUAUUCAAUCAAAGGAAAGGUUAUUUUCCCCUCAUUCCGAGCAAUCCUUGUGGCAUAAUAUUGUGUGCUGUGCUGUGAUUCUGUGAGCGAUUGCGGCUUGAAAAAGCGAAGGGUUGACGAAAAUAUAUCGCAAAAAAAAUCAAUUCAAAUUAUUAAAUUAAGGUGUGCUUUUUGUGCAUAAAAGAAGAAGCCAGUUUCAAGGUUGCAAAUCAGCUGGAUAUUGAAACACACUUCAAAGUACCAGAUCCUAACAUUCACCCUGUGGACGGGAAGUUCUUCUACUCUCAGACUUCAAUAAGAAAGAUAAGAUGUCAUCGAAAGGACACUUAAAUACCUAACCGAGUCAUCGAACGCGUCCUGCAAUCUUCCAGCAUAAGUUCGUGCCACUCAAGCUAGCACCUUCCAUCCGCGACUUUGCAGAAUCGACAUACCGACAUUAGAUCACGACACGAUGCACCGCUGCCAAAACGAAACACUACAAUCCAUCCGCCCAGUUUCGAUAUUGUUCGGCGCGCGGUGGAGCCUUCACGGACACUUCACAGCAAAAUAAAUUGUACCGUCUCCACUUGACAGACGGUAAUUUAACGCGAUUCGGCACCUUUCGCCAUAACCCAAAUCUGGACCGUAUGGAGCACACAAGCACACACGAAGCAGGGAAGCAAGUAUGAGGUACGUCGAAAGGCUUAGAACAUUUUCCGACAUCAACGAGAAUUUUGAAAACGCCUUUCCGGCGCGCUUGGUCCUAAUUGCAGCAGAAUGGAUUACGUGGACCGCGGAGUAGCAACCAGAGCCACGAAAAAGAGAUGAGCUACGACGACCCGAUCGUUCUGCGCUCGAUAGUGUAAAAAAACGACUAUGACGAUUCGCGCGGUCCCGUAGAGCCGGAAGCUACCCUGUCGCUCUCGCCCCAACCACUAAAACAGCACAGAAGAAGGAAGUGCUGUGCUCCCAGCCGCGUUCGAAAGUCCCUUUUCCGGGGGAGCGCUCAAGCAAUCAAUCCUGCCGCCGCCGCCGACGACGGCUCGAUAUUUCCCAAACGACAAAACCCAAUCAACACACGAAUGACAGCGCACACGGGCAGCAACAGAUCGCGGGGCCACCGCUGCCCGCGGGGCAUGAUGCUGAGCCUGCUGGUCGCCGUCACGGUCGGCAUGGUGAUGGCGGCCGCGGUCGUCGUCUCGCCCGUCGAGGCGGCCGGGCUGGCCAACUGUCCGCUCGGCUGCCAGUGCGACGACGAUACGCUCGUGGUGACGUGCGGCGAAGGGCAGCUCGACGUGCUGCCGAUCGUGCUGAACCCCUCCCUGCAGCGGCUAGUCAUCAAGAACAACAAGAUCAAAACGAUCGACUCCUCCAUGCAGUUCUACGCCGAGCUAACGUUUCUCGAUCUGAGCUACAACCAUCUGUUCAACAUGCCGCCGCGCACCUUCGCCUACCAGCGCAAGCUGACCGAGCUGCACCUGAACCACAACAAGGUGGGCUCGAUCACGAACAAAACGUUCGUGGGGCUGGUCGCGCUGACCGUGCUGAACCUGCGCGGCAACUUCCUGGACGAGCUGCCCGAGGGCGUGUUUGCGGGCGUGCCGAAGCUCGAGGAGCUCAACCUGGGCCAGAAUCGCAUCGCCAAGAUCGACCCGAAAGCGUUCGCCGGGCUGACCGGGCUGCGCGUGCUCUACCUGGACGACAACACGAUCAGUGCGGUACCGUCGCCGGCGCUGCAGCCGCUCCGAGCGCUGGGCGAGCUGUACAUCGGGCUCAACUCGUUCGCCGCCAUCCCGAAGGAAGCGUUCGCCAUGCUGACCGGGCUGGCCAAGCUCGAUCUGGAGGGCGCCGCGCUGCUGAACGUGUCGCGCGACAGCUUCCGCGGGCUGGAGCGGCUCCGCACGCUCGACCUGUCCGACAAUCGGCUCGCCCGCAUCCCGACGGCCGAGCUGGCCGUGCUCGAGCGGCUCGAGGAGCUGUCGCUCGGCCAGAACGAUUUCGAGGCGAUACCGCCGAACGCGUUCGCGGGCCUGAACAAUCUGCGCGUGCUGGACAUAUCCGGUUCGCUCAAGCUGACGCGCAUCGAGAGCGGCGCGUUUGCGCACAACACCAACCUGGAGGAGAUUGUGAUCGCGUCGAACAAGAUGCUGACCGAGGUGCAGGACGGUGCGCUGAGCGGGCUGCCCCAUCUGCGGCGCGUCGUGCUGAAGGACAACGCGCUGACGACGCUCACCGACGGGAUGCUCUCGUGGAACGAUCUGGUCGAGCUGGACCUGUCCGAGAACUUGAUCCUGUGCGACUGCCAGAUACUGUGGCUGCGCAAUCUGCUUGUGAGCCGUAGCAAUGGAACGGUCGGAGCGGCGGCACAGCAGAUCCCGGUCGUGUGCGCCUCCCCGGACCGGCUCCGCGGGCAGGUGCUGCAGAGCCUGUCGCCCGAGCUGCUCGGCUGCACGCAUCCCGACCGGCAGCAGCAGGCCAUCAUCUGCGUGGUGCUGGUGAGUGCCGCCGCCGUGCUGACGACGCUCGCCCUCGUCCUCUACAAGUGUCGCCGGCGCAUCCAGGAGGCGGUCAAGGGCAGCUGGGGCUCGAACGGGAUCGGCCGCAAGGAGCGCGAGUAUCAGAAAACGUUCUCCGAGGAGGACUACUCCGCGCGCCAUCCGCAUCCGGGGCCGCCGGGCGGCGGGCUGGCGAUCCAUCCGACCACGCUCAACAACUACCAGAUCAACCACCAGCACCAUCACUCGCACGGCAUCCGGCACAUCCCGGUGACGGAGCUAUAGCUAGAGGCUCCCCCUCCGCCACCACGGAGGGG